Corvus hawaiiensis (hawaiian crow) is the source of this 3927-nucleotide messenger RNA. RefSeq names its product fibrinogen like 1 (gene FGL1). NCBI's taxonomy places the organism in Eukaryota, Metazoa, Chordata, Aves, Passeriformes, Corvidae. Gene Ontology annotation, biological process: negative regulation of T cell activation; regulation of immune response. The transcript is spliced from 9 exons. The coding region runs from base 367 to 1308 and encodes 313 amino acids. The record is from RefSeq and is a predicted model, not a curated record.
UUAUUUUUGUUUCAGAAGUGUUGUGUUAGGCACAGAAUUACCGUCAUCUCCUUCUUAUGUUGCAAUUUAGUCUUGAUAACGGCAACUUCUCAGGAACAUUCCAGCCCAGUGACUCAUAGCAGAUGUAAGCCUCAACUCUGCAGAAUUUAAUAGCAAAAACAAUCGCAGCUUGGGAAGGGCUCUGGAAUUUUUGCAUCAGCUUAAGAAGAUUUAACAACUUUGAGUUCUGUCCAGAAGUUAAAGAAAGCCCAGGCACAGAGAAGAAAAAAGAUGUCUUUCUGGAAUUUGGAUUCCAAAGCUUUGGAGAAAAAUUUCUGCACGACUGCACAAUGCAUAUUCCAGGUGUAAUCUUGGAAUACUUUCAAAAUGAAGAUUUUGAUAAUGAUUGAUUUUGUCCUUGCGGCCAGCUUGAUGGAUGUCAUUGGCAGCUCUAAUUUACAGAAAUGUUUUCAAGAGCAGAUACAACUUCAGGGCCAAGUGAGGCUUCUGGAACACCGUGUGAAACAGCAGCAGUUAAAAAUUAUACAGCUCUUAGAGAAGAAAGAGGUUCAGUACAGUGACAGAGAAGAUGAAAACAGUGUCAUUGACUUGGGAGGAAAAAGACAGUAUUCAGACUGUGCAGAAAUCUACAAUGAAGGCCAUAAGCAAAAUGGAUUUUAUAAAAUAAAACCAAUCCAGAGUCCGACAGAAUUCCUUGCGUUCUGUGACAUGUCUGAAGGAGGUGGUUGGACUGUGUUUCAGAGACGUUCUGAUGGCAGCCAGAAUUUUGAUAGAGUCUGGGCUGACUAUGAAAAUGGCUUUGGAAAUUUUGUUUUGAAGAAUGGUGAAUUUUGGCUUGGAAACAAAAAUCUUCAUUAUUUGACUAAUCAAGGGAAUUAUACUUUAAGAAUUGAUCUAACUGAUUUUGAAGGAGAACGGCGUUUUGCACAGUAUGCAAGAUUCAGAGUUGCAGGAGAAGAGCAUUCUUAUGAGAUGAGUUGUGGUGAAUACUCUGGUACAGCUGGUGAUUCCCUUACUGGUGGAUUUCAUCCUGAAAUAAAAUGGUGGGCUGAUCAUCGAGGAAUGAAAUUCAGUACUAGAGACAGGGAUAAUGACAACUAUGAAGGGAACUGUGCUGAAGAGGAAAAGGCUGGCUGGUGGUUUAACAGGUGUCACUCUGCCAACCUUAAUGGCUUGUACUACGGAGGUCCCUACACUGCCAAGACAGACAACGGAAUUGUUUGGUACACCUGGCAUGGGUGGUGGUAUUCCCUAAAAUCCGUUGUCAUGAAGGUCAGACCUGCAGACUUUGAACGUAAUAUUGUUUAAAUAUUCUAUUAACAUGAGUCACCUGAUGAAUCUUUUAGGAAAUUCAUUCCAAAUUAAAAUGGGCAGAUUUUUACUUCUCAAUCUAUUAAUGUAUACAUUUUGAAAAAUUCCUCUGCAACAAGUAGUUUUAUGAGAUGUAAGUGAAAAGACAAGAUAGCUGAUGAACCUUUAAAUACGAAUAUUAAUGCUAAUAUGGGUCCAGGUGUUUUUUUAAAAAGGCAAGUGUUCAACUAGGAAUAAGGACAUCUUCAUCAAGAUGGAGAAUUUUUGGCUUUACAGUAACUAGAAAUCCCUUCACCCUUAAAAACAACAGUAUUGUUACUGUGCAGUCUCAAAAAUGAAAAUUAAUUUUACUUACUACAAUAAAAAAACUUACUCAAAUAGAAGCAUAAGGUUUAUUCAGUGGAUGGGAUAUACCUGCUUUGGAAAGGUCCAAGACUUCAGAAAUGAGUUUCCUGUAAAUUCCUCUGAUGUAAUGGUUGCAUGUGUUGUGUACAUAGCAUACAUAAAAGGUUUAAAGAAUGAGGCAGGGAAUAGAAGAAAGAGAAGGGGUGCUACCAGGGUACAAUCAAUUGAAUCCAGCAUAGAGAAGUGGAUUGUCUCUUGUUUGCUGAAGCAUUUCUAGGGCUGGUCACAACAUUUCAGUCUAACAUUUUUAGAUGGUCAGUAAUUAGGCAUUUUUCCUUCUUGGUAACCAUAACGCCUUUCUUUCUUUUAUUUUUAUUAUUUUUUAAAGGACUUUAAUAUACUGACAUUUGGAGUUUAACAAAAGCUGCAACUAAUUUUAGUGUGAGCUAAGGUUUGAACAGAAGGCAUGUGUAGAGGGAAGUAUAUUUCAUGCGCAGCAAAAAUCUGUCAUUUUAGAGGUUCUUAGUGCUUGACACUAUAAAUCUCUACUUUGUUUUUGUGUCUGUUAGACUUUACAACUCUCUGAAUUUUAAUGUCCUGUUCAGUCACUUCCUCUCCUUUUCCUAUGUACUUGUGUAGGCUCUAUGUACUUGUGUGGGCUUUUAUCCAUCUCAAGCUGCAUAUCCAUAUUUUUCUUGUACAAGAAUGAUGGUAAGAGAGAUUUUUGCCUACCCCUGGCUUUUGUGCCUGGCACUCCAAUAGACUCUAAUAGCCAGUAAUAACAAGAGUUGCUGAUUAGUGCUUGCUGCCAUGGAGAAGAUAGGAACACUCUCUAGAGAAAGCUAUCCAAUGAAAUGUAGUCCAUUUCUGCUGGGCAGAUGCAAAUGAAGGCCUCAAAAAAAAUAUGGACCUAAGCUUGCUUUCCUAAAAUAAUUUUGCUUUUGUGGUUGAACUGCCACUCUCUCUCCCCCAUCCAAAUACAAUUUUGAACAAGGCAGCCACUUUCAGUCACACAACAUAAUUGAAACUAAGUUUUGGUAAAGGUCAGUUUAUAACUACAUUGCUGUGAACACAGGUCAGCUGAAUGGUAACUCUCUGCAUGGCAAUUUUUCUUUCCAUUUUCAUCCUCCUGAAACAAAAGUUUGUAAGGAAUCCUUGAGAGAAUUGCAUAGAAAAUGGAGGGAGGAUGUUGCUGAUGAAAAUCUGCAGUAUAGAAGUUUCAAGGUCUCUUGUUUUUGUGAUAAUAGCAGGUAUUCUAGAUAAUCCAGUCUUUUUCUUGAUGUAUCAAUUGAUACCGUCCUAGAGAUUUCUAGCCUUUAGCACAUCCCUGUACCCAUGCAUGAGAGAACCAAUGAACAGCUCUACAACUGCUUAUUUUGAACUUUUCUCAUUAGUUACACCAAAUCACAUUCAGUAUCUGAGAGGAAGGCCUAUCACCCUAUGUGUGUGUGUGUAAGGGGGGUGAGGGGAAGGGCAGGGAGGGGGAGAGAGAGAGAGAGAGAGAGAGAGAAAUUCAACAUUAAAACAGAAAAUCUGAUGAAGUAUUUUUAUUCAAUUUCAUUACAGAACUUAAAAUGGGUUCCUAUGUAACUACGCAUAUGUCUGUAGGUAUGGGUUAUUAAUAAUGUGAUGGAAGUUUUGGAGUAGUUUAAAAAACUGUUAUAAGUACAGUAUUUCCCAUAAUAAUUUUAAAAUUAUUUUGCUACCCUAAAAGGAGAAAGCUUUAAUUAUUUGGAAAAAAACCAGAAUGCCACUAUGUAGAAAUCGAAAAAACAUCUUUAGUUUUUCACAGGAAAAUGGAAAGAUUAACUCAUGAAUUUGGAGAGUGUCAAGGCAGAUCAUAUUCCACCAAAAUAAAAAGGAGGAUUUAUCAACAGGAAAGGUGGAUCUUUAGCACACAAAAAAACCCCUUUCAAAAUGUACAGAUUGUGCUCAUAAAAUCUACGAUAAAUUUUUCUAUGUACUGCAGCAUAAAUCCAUCCUCUUUAUUUAUAAGAACACUAAUGAAAUCUUUUGGCCGAGUUAGGGUGCUUUUGAGAUAUUCUGAUGUAAAAUUUGACUCCUUUUCUAUACUGGAAAUCAUAAAAUGAAGAAGAAUCAAAUAUAUCUUUGUACAUCUUAUAAUGCAUUUAUAUGUUUAUUUGGACUGAAUUCUGUUCAGAACAAGGAAGCAUCUAGCAUACUGUCAGCAAUGUGCAAAUAUUGUAUUUAAUUUCCACCACUUUUCCAUGGCCUUUCUUUGUGCAAUAAAUCUGUCUGGCCGCAUGAAAA